CUCCUGGCAAAGGCUAAGGCGUGGCUCGUGAAGUACGGCUUGGGCUUCACUAUCCUGAUUGCUGUCGUGUGGCCCGUCCUCUCGCUCCCAGCCGGCGUUUUCACCAAGGACUAUUGGAUCUUCUGGGUCUUCGUCAGCAUCAGCUGGGCUUUCAUCGCCACUGUUACCAUCAUCUUCCUUCCGCUGUACGAGUCCAGGGGGUCCAUUCUCGGCGUCUUCAUGUUCAUGUUGUGCCUGAAGAAGGCGGAGAAAGCGGAGCCCGCGAAGAGCGAGGAGGCACAUCAGCUGGCACGCAGCGAGGGCGGGCGCGCAGCAGGCGGAGGCGAGGGCGUCGCGUCGGGGCACGCCCUCGCCAGCCAGUCGCGAGGUGCACCUUCGCCUGCUGCCCAUGGCCAGGAGCCAGCCACGCUUCAGCCAGCACGCCGCGAGGCGGAUUUGGGUCACACUGCAGCUUCCCCAGAGCAGCAACGCGCAGCUCCCUCUGAGCAGCACCGCGCAGCUUUCCCCGAGCAGCAGGCGCCUCGGGAGCAGCACCGCGCAGCUCCCUCUGAGCAGUACCGCGCAGCUCUCAUGGGGCAGCAGGCGCCGCUUAGGCGCAUCACCACCGCUCACCUCAACAGGAGCAGCACCGCUGACAUUAAGACACUGCUCCAGGGGCAGCUGGAGGAGCUGGGCGAGAUCUCGUCGCUGGUCGGCCGCGAGGGUGGCUCUGGCGGGUGCGCAACAGGCGGGGGCGAUGGCGUCGCGUCGGGGCACGCCCUCGGCAUCCAGCCGUUCGGUGCACCUUGGCCUGCUGCCCCUGGCCAGGCGCAUGCUGACGCCGUCGGUCUGUCAGCGCAGCGCUCACCAGAGUCCUGUGUCGCCUCUGGCUGGCUGCCGCAGGGCGAGCGGUCCGUGGGCAGCGCCGACGACGACUUCAUGCAGAG
Molecule: messenger RNA, 926 nt
Organism: Prorocentrum cordatum
Lineage: Eukaryota; Dinophyceae; Prorocentrales; Prorocentraceae
Source: the annotation of a GenBank genome assembly